AUGCUGGUGGUCAACUAUAGGUUGCGGAGGUUGGAGCACCCCAAGAGCAGCGGCAGAAAGUCCCCAGCCAUGAAGAGGCAAGUGUGCCUGGAGACCCUGCUGGUGGGCGACGACCACAUCUAUACUGUCUGUGCUCAUGCUGGUCCUGAAACCCUGCUGCUGCUGACCACUGCUUGGAGCCAGCAGCUGCAGAGUGAGCCCCAAUACAUGCUGCUGGCUAGCAUCCUGCUCUCGGACCUGGCUUACGUGGUCCUGCACAUGCACACAUCCUCUAGUCCCCUGGGUGGCUGGGGUCUUGGCCAGGCAGACCAUAGCCUUCUCACUGAUGCCGUUUUUGCCGUCUAUACCAGUGCCACGCUGUCCUUCACAGCUACCAUGCUUCACACUUACCUGGAGUUCACCGCCCCUUUGCAUCAUCUCUCCUUCAUGUCCCAUGGGGCUGUCUGGAAGGCCGUAGUGUGCCAGGACACCAGGCUGCAGGAGCAAGGGGCUUUGUACUGCCUACUGCUGGACCUGGGUGCCCAACAUAGUGGGGAAGCCCUGGUGGCUGUCACCCAUGCCUGCAGGCUGUGUAUCCUACGCACAGCUCUCAUUGCCUACUGUUUCUGGAGGAUUUGCUUAGAGCCCAGGGUUUCAGGUCCCAGCAGGCAGGGCUUUUCCCAGGCCAAGGAGAUGCUGAUCAUCCACAUGGUACUGAUCACACUGUGCCUUAGUACAGGACUGAAGUUCUCCCUGAAUAUCAUGCUGACCAAGCACCAGCACUUCGGAGUCAGGCUGGCUGCCAACAGCAAGGUGCUCACAAUGCUUCCUCGUGCCUUGCUCCCCUAUCUGUAUAUGCUCUGCUACUGCCAGCUGCUGGGAAUGCCCCAGGGCUGCUGCUCACUCAGGUGCCCCAAGCCGCUUAACCCUCGCCUGCCCGCCCCCGCGCGCCUCCGCCAAGCCCCUCGGGCGGCUGCGGUGGGCGCGGGCGCGCCGCCUCCCUCCACCCCGCCAGGCGCGCGGCUCCGGGAGCUGACCGUGGUGCUGAGCGCGCGGCUCGAGCUCGGACGCCGCGCCCGGGUGCCCAGGGGACGGCCGCGCCCUGCCACACUCCGGCCGCCAGCGGGUAAGUCGCCGCCGCCCCGGGAGGCUACGUGA
Molecule: messenger RNA, 1137 nt
Organism: Ochotona princeps (American pika)
Lineage: Eukaryota; Metazoa; Chordata; Mammalia; Lagomorpha; Ochotonidae
Gene: GPR148
Product: G protein-coupled receptor 148
Source: RefSeq, a predicted model, not a curated record